Aspergillus steynii IBT 23096 is the source of this 1224-nucleotide messenger RNA. RefSeq names its product Bicupin, oxalate decarboxylase/oxidase. The record is from RefSeq and is a predicted model, not a curated record. The coding region runs from base 1 to 1224 and encodes 407 amino acids. NCBI's taxonomy places the organism in Eukaryota, Fungi, Ascomycota, Eurotiomycetes, Eurotiales, Aspergillaceae. Gene Ontology annotation, cellular component: cell wall. Gene Ontology annotation, biological process: oxalate metabolic process. The transcript is spliced from 6 exons.
AUGAAGCCAACCAUCCUCUUCCAUCUCAUUGCUGCUGUCCCCUGCAUCCUCGGCGCUACCACCGGCAAACGCUCUGAAUUCGAAGACGGUCAGCCUAUCGACGAUACUGGCAAAGGCGCUUCAAUUCUCGGAGGAACCAACCCUCCCCUCGACCUCCAGAAUCCAGAUAACCUCGGCCGUCCAACAACCGACAACGGCUUCGUCCCGAACCUGAAAUGGAGCUUCUCAGACUCCAAAACCAAGAUCUUCCCCGGCGGCUGGACGCGCGAACAAGUCAUCCAGGACCUACCUGCAAGCCAUGACAUUGCGUCGGCGCAGCAGCACCUCAGUAAAGGGGCGAUUAGAGAGCUACACUGGCAUCGUGUUGCAGAAUGGGGCUUCCUAUACGCCGGCUCUCUCCUUCUCUCCGGCGUCGACGAAGACGGCGGCUUCACGACCCAGAAGCUCGAGCAGGGCGAUAUCUGGUACUUUCCCAAGGGCGUCGCGCAUACUGUGCAGGGGCUGGAUGACGAAAAUGAGUAUAUCCUUGUGUUUGACGAUGGGGAUUUCGAGAAAGUCGGCACAACAUUCAUGAUCUCCGACUGGAUCACACACACACCACGCGAUAUCCUCGCCAAGAACUUCGUCGUCGACCCCUCCGUCUUCGACGCCGUGCCGGCCAAAUUCCCAUACAUCCUGAACGGCAGCGUCAGCUCCGAAGCCAAGCACACGCCGCAGGGCACACUAACAGGGAACAGCUCCUACGUGUACCGCACGUACCAGCACCCCGCGGAGCCAGUCCCGGGAAGCGGCGGCGUAUUGCGGAAGAUCGACUCGCGGAACUUUCCGGUGUCGAAGACGAUUGCGGCGUCGGUGGUGGAGCUCGAGCCGAGGGGGUUGAGGGAGUUGCAUUGGCAUCCGAAUGCUGAAGAAUGGCUCUACUUCCACCGGGGCCAGGCGCGCGCAACGGUCUUCAUCGGGGACUCGAAGGCGCGGACGUUUGAUUUCCGAGCUGGGGAUACGGGGGUGUUUCCUGAAGAUAGUGGCCACUACAUUGAAAACACGUCGGACACGGAAAAGCUCGUCUGGAUCGAGAUCUACAAGAGUGAUCGCGUCGCGGACAUCUCUUUGGCCCAGUGGUUGGCUUUGACGCCGGCGGACGUGGUGGCUCAGACGCUGAAGGUGGAUGUGGAGGUUGUGAAGCACAUUAAGAAGGAGAAGCAGGUGUUUGUGCCGGGGAGUUGA